GGCAGAUCGGGUAGAAAUUGUACCAUCAAAUGAGUAUCAAGAGUUUGGGCUAAGGAAACCUUAUUCUGCUUUUGAUCAUUUGGGCUUUCAUUCAUGAUUGGGAAAAUGGUCGAGGGUCCUAAUUUUACGGGACUCAUAGGAGGAACCAACAACAACGAUAACAAUUACUAUGAUUUUACUCAAGGGUUUUACCAAAAGCUGGGGGAGGGCACUAACAUGUCUAUUGACAGUUUACAGACAAGUAAUGCUGGUGGAUCUGUUUCAAUGUCGGUUGAAAACAGUAGUGUUGGUUCUAAUGAUUCUCUAACCCACAUUUUAAGCCACCCUGGUCUAAAGCCUGUGAACCGCCGCAAUUACUCUGUCUCUGUGGGGCAGAGCGUGAUUCGUCCUGGUAAAGUUGGGCAUGCACUUAAUGAUGAUGCAUUAGCACAGGCAUUGAUGGAUAAUAGGUUUCCAAUUGAGGGAUUAUCGAAUUAUGAUGAGUGGACUAUUGAUUUAAGGAAACUUAACAUGGGUUCAGCUUUUGCUCAAGGAGCCUUUGGGAAGUUAUAUAGAGGUACAUAUAAUGGUGGGGAUGUUGCGAUUAAGAUAUUAGAAAGGCCUGAGAAUAGCCCAGAGAAGGCACAAGUUAUGGAACAGCAAUUUCAGCAGGAAGUUAUGAUGCUUGCAACACUGAAGCAUCCAAAUAUUGUUCGAUUUAUUGGGGCUUGUCGCAAACCUAUGGUUUGGUGCAUUGUGACAGAGUAUGCGAAGGGUGGCUCAGUUCGACAGUUUUUGACAAGGAGGCAGAAUCGUGCUGUGCCGUUAAAAUUGGCAGUUAAGCAGGCAUUGGAUGUUGCUAGAGGGAUGGCCUAUGUGCAUAGGCUUGGGUUUAUUCACAGGGAUUUGAAGUCAGAUAAUCUUCUAAUAGCUGCUGAUAAAUCAAUAAAGAUUGCAGAUUUUGGAGUCGCACGUAUUGAGGUGCAGACUGAGGGCAUGACACCAGAGACAGGGACGUACCGUUGGAUGGCUCCAGAGAUGAUACAGCAUAGACCCUACACGCAAAAGGUAGACGUGUAUAGUUUUGGAAUAGUCCUGUGGGAGCUUAUCACUGGCUUGCUUCCUUUCCAGAACAUGACUGCAGUGCAGGCAGCAUUUGCUGUGGUGAAUAAGGGUGUAAGGCCAGUUAUUCCAAAUGAUUGCCUCCCUGUACUGCGUGAGAUCAUGAUGCGUUGCUGGGACAUUAACCCUGAAGUCCGCCCUCCCUUCAAUGAUAUCGUGAAGAUGCUUGAGAUUGCUGAAACAGAUGUACUGACAACUGUUCGCAAGGCCCGGUUCAGGUGUUGCAUGACUCAACCUAUGACAAUUGACUGAUCCAGAACAGAGAACAAAGGAAGAGAGGAUAUAAAUGGAAAU
Hibiscus syriacus is the source of this 1395-nucleotide messenger RNA. RefSeq names its product serine/threonine-protein kinase STY13-like. The record is from RefSeq and is a predicted model, not a curated record. The coding region runs from base 94 to 1353 and encodes 419 amino acids. Lineage: Eukaryota; Viridiplantae; Streptophyta; Magnoliopsida; Malvales; Malvaceae. Gene Ontology annotation, biological process: protein phosphorylation. Gene Ontology annotation, molecular function: ATP binding; protein kinase activity. The transcript is spliced from 2 exons.